GCGAGGCAAGGCGAGGCGGACCGCGGCGCCGCGCGCGCGCUCCGAACAAGAAGAAGAAAUCGGGGACACACCCCGCACCUGUGCAUAGCGUGCGCCGCGCCGGGGCUCUGAGCAACCCGCGAUUGCCGAUCAUCCGCGAGAACCGCGUCCGGCUCGUGUGAUUGUGCGCCUACUUAGCGUCAGUGUUUUCGAUCGUGGUGGUGACGGUGGUGAACGCGCAUCGGCAGCCACCACCACCAUCACCAUCACCACCAUCACCAGCACCACAACACCCACCAGCACCAGCGAGGCAGCAUGAGGAUAGCGCCAUGAGGAAAGACAUCAAGAAGUCGUCGUACUACGUGUGGUUCCUGGGCGCGCAGGAGGCCAAGGGGCUGCGCGGGCCCGAGUAUGUGCUGCCCGUGGUGCGGAGCCUGGUGGAGCGCGAGCGCGAGGUGGAGCCCUUCAAGGUGACGCUCCAGGUCAGCCACAAGGGGCUCAAGAUCGUCCAGAAUGUGCCCGGGUCGGGCGGCGCGUCGGGCGCGGCGGCCGCCAAGGGCGCGACCAAGGUGCUGGGCGCCAAGCCCGCCAAGGCCGAGACCGUCAAGCACCUGAUCCCGCACCACGCCGUCACGUGCGUGCUGCAGCAGGAGGACAUCGUGGCGUGCAUCCUGCUGCUGUACAACCCCGUGACCAAGUGCCCCGUGCACGUGCACGCCUACCGCUGCGACUCGGUGGAGACGGCGCAGAUCCUGUGCGGCCAGCUGCAGACCCUCAUCGAGCGUCCCGACAACCAGAAGAAGCUGGCCGAGAUCGAGGCGCGCCUGCGCACCAAGGGGCUGCUCGGGGGCCUGCCGCCGGGGCCGCGGCGCGCGGGCCAGGGCCACAGCCCCGGCUCGGACGGCAGGUCCACCCGCGAGUCCGAGUCCUCGGGCGGCUCCUCGUCGGAGCGCCUCAGCGGCGGCGGCUUCGUCGUGCGCGAGGAGCGCGUCACCAACCUGUACGACUCGCUGGCGGCCGAGCUGCGCGAGAAGCUGGGCGCCGACACGGACGCGACGCACGCGCCCAUCCUGCUGCCGCCCAGGGACUACGACACGGUGCACCGCCAGAAGGGCAACCUGGCCAGCGUGGACCGGCGCCGCUGCCUCAACGCCAGCAUCGUCGGCGUCAACAUCAAGAACUCCAAGAACAACGCCCUGGAGGAGGAGCCGGCCGCCGCGACCGCGGCCAACGGCCGGCACGCCGGCAAGCGCGGCUCGGCCGGCUCCGGAGGGGCGGGCGUCGUCGGGCACCCCGCGGCGCAGACCAGCCGCGGCCCCGGCGGCGCCCUGGUGGGCUCCUCCGGGGGAUCCUCCGGCAUCGGCUCGGAUCACGCGCCGUCUCCAGACAACGAGUCGGACCCUCGUUACCUGGACAACGCAUCUUCAUCAGACGAGGAGUGGAACGAGGAGCCGUCCGAGGACUCGCUGUUCCUGGUGCAGCCCGGGCGGGGCGCGGGCGGGGCGCUGUCGGGGUGGCGGGGCUCGCACGCCUCCGCCGAGCUCAGCCUGCCGCGGGCGCGCCGCGUGCACUCGCCAGCAGCCUCCCCGUCGCCCACGUCCCCCGCCGCCCCCGGCUCCCUCGGCAGAGACCUCAGGGACCACCCCCUGGCCGCGCCCCUCCCCGCCACCGCCGCCCCCGGCCCGCGCCGGAGGCACGCCAGCCCCACAUCGCCGCUCGACAGGCACCACUCUCGUGAGGAAGAAGAGGAGCUAUCCCGGACGCGGGUGCGGCGACCACCCGCCGACGAACGACAGCGCGCACCCAGGUCGCCGAGGUCAUCGCCGAGGUCUCCGAGAUCGCCCCGGGCGGUGGCCCGUUCGCCGCAGCGCUCCCUGUCCCCGCCGCCGCACCGCGCCGCCCCCGGGGGCGGGCCUGGGGGCGGGUCCGCCCCUCACGGACGCAAGGGAGCGCCACAGCUCGCCGCCUCUUCACUCGCGAGCCCCAUGUCGCCGAGGGAGCGCUUCCAGGACGCCAAGGAGAAGUUCCUUUCACUGGAGCGCGAGCGGCUGGAGGAGCAGGAGAGGGUGAUGCAGCUCAACCUGGAGAAGCGGCGGUCCGGGCCGCAGCAGCCGCCGCUGCACCAACAGCAGUCCGCGCCGCAGUCGCCGCACAGCCCGCCGAUCGUGGAGCCGCCGAUCAGCCCCGCCAUGGGGCCGUGCCCGAGGCCGCGCCCCCGCCCCCGACGGCCGUCGUGGUCGCGGUCGAGGGACGACUCGGAGGACGAGGUGCCGGACAGCGGCAACCACCACGCGUCCCGCUACUACCCGGACGACGACGAGGACGACGACGUGGACUUCUCGGGCAACGCGCUGCCGACGGGCGGCCGCCAACGGAUCAUCGCCGCCGUCAACCGACGCAUGUCGAGGGAGUCGCUCGAGGACGACGUCGACGACUUCGCGCCCCAGCCGACCAGAUCGGCGCCGACGUCGCGCUCCGGACCACCCCGACACGAGUACCCCGCAGGAUACAGAGGUGGCGACGUUCCCGCUAGAUCCGACCACCCCGCUAGGGACCACCCGGGCAGGGAUCAUCCAGUCAGGGACCACCCCGUCCGGGAACACCCCGUCAGAGAUCACCCCAACAGGGAUCACCCUAGCAGGGAUCACCCCGCAAGAGACCACCCCGCAAGAGACCACCCCGCUAGGGAUCAUCCCACCAGAGACCAUCCAACCAGGGACCAUCCCAACAGGGAUCACCCCACUAGGGACCAUCCUGCCAGAGAACACCCUAUCCGGGACCACUCCGGAAGGGACCAGAUACCAAGAGUCGAACAUCCGAACAGAGGGGACCAUUCGUCGAGAGGCGACCACCCCGCGCGCAGCGACAAUCCUGCGAGGCCCGACCACCCUGUCCGGGACCUGCCAGGCAGGGAUUACCCCGGCAGGGAGCCGCCAGUGAGAGAUCACCCGAGUAGGGAUCACCCCGGCAGGGAUCACCCCGCCAGAGGCGAGCACCCUGGUCGGGAGCAGCCCAGCAGAGGCUCGGGCGGCGACCUCCGCGCGGCCGUGUCGCGCUCGCGCAGUGUGCACCGCGACCGCGCGCUCGAGGACAGGUUCCGGAGCCCGGCCCGCGGCUACCCGUACCCGAUGGAGCCCCUGAUGGACGAGGGCCAGCGGUACCGCAUCCCCUACAACGAGGACAUGGACAUCCCCCUGGAGCGCUACCGCAGCAGCAACAACCCCCAGCCGAGGCCGCCCGGGCCGCCGCUCGGCCCGCCGCUGGGCCCCCGGCACCCGUACCCCCGCGAGCACGACGACGACGAGCCCCCGCACCCGCGCGGCGACCCCCGCGCCUACCUGGCCGACAAGAAGCGCCGCAGCGUGUUCGAGGCCCUGGAGGAGGAGCGGCGCCGGCACUCCAACGAGCUGGCGCAGGAGUUCAAGCGGCGGUCGUACCAGGAGCUGGACGAGCGCGAGCGGUACCCGGGCCUCGACCGGGAGACGGCCAGGGAGCCGGGGCCGCCGGGGCCGCCGCCGGGCCACCGGACGCAGGUGUCGGCCAGGUACAGGCACAGCUACGCCGAGCCGCCCCCGCGACACCACGACCUCCUGCACCGUGCCAACAGCGCGGCGUCCUCGCCCAGGGUGGGCAUCGCGGCCGUCCACCCGUACUGAGGGGGCUCCGGCCAAACUCCACGGGGACCCUUUGAUGACCACUUUGAGGACUGCCUACGAGGCUAGCCCACCGCCUCCACUGCUCAAACAAGUCGUCUCUCAAACGCUCAAUGUGGACCACUAUUACUGAUAAUCACGUGCCAAAACAACAUGUAGUGUGCUGGGAAUAAUAUGAUUUACUUUGCGAUUGUUCUCUAAUUGUAAGUCGUCAAUGUAAACUUGAUAUGGAUAUUGCUUGCGGUUUCUGGCCUCAGUAUGUGCUUUUGCUGUUUUGUAAAAGUUGUUAUAAUGAGGCUAUUGAGAAAAUAUUUUGCAACUAUCAAGUAAGGUAUUUGCUGAUUAUUUUAUAAGUUUAAGUGAUGAGGUGGGAUUUGUGAUGUUUUUUGUAUAUUCUGGUCUGUUAAAAUAGUCUUUAAAAUAUUCCUGAAUGCUUAUUGGUCCUCCAUCAAGUACUACGGGGAGAAGAUUAAUUGGAAGUUUCUCCCAAUUAACUCAGUUUAAAAAUUUCACAUUUGAAGCACAAAAGUAAAUCUUACAUUGUAAGUUCAGGAAUCAUAUUUAUUGAAUAUUCCAUGACAAGUACUGUACCCCUUAUUAAUUAUGUAAACUUACAGUCAUGUGAGAAGAACUUCUCUUAAAAGAUGUGUCUUUACUAAAAAAAGAUACAAAAAUUGUGAACAAGUAUGAACUCUCACAGUUGAUAAACAUAAUUUUUAUGAUGCUCAAUAUAGUAGCCUUUGUUGAAUCAUUGAAUUGAAAGUGUUCCAACCAUGAUGAAUAACUAUUCAAUGAAGUAUAGCUGUCCAUUCUUAAAAGAGAAACAGAGAUCGACUGAAGUAUAGUGAGUUGUAUGAGGAAGGAGGGAAGUACAGUGGAGAAGAGGACAUGGUAUUUAGAAAAUUUUGAAAUAUUUUUGCUGGCCUGAGCAACAAAUGAUAAGAAAGUUUCUCUCCACUUGUUAAGUCUAUGAUUUUUGCAUUUUAUUAUGUAAUAGUUCUAUUAAUAACUGUAUUUUUACAUUGAAUUUAUGUAAAUAUGUGUAUAGACGCCAUUGAGAGAAGAGAGUUGUCCCUCUACCCCUUUUAUACUUUGUUUAGAACUGCAUAUUUAGUUAAGGAAAAAUGAUAAGACAUUCCACGCAGCUCUCAUCCUGUAUGACAUGUUUUUAGUCUUGAAUUGGAAAUUUGGUAAAACCCCCAAUAGUGUGACCCAAAGCUCUCUAUUUGUGAUUCCGGGGAAGUACCACAUACUCAUAACGUGUCACCGUGGGGUCCUUAUGUUUCUGUGUUACUCUGUGCCAGAGGGGAAUGUGAAUUGGUCCAAGAUCCAAUGAGGUGAAUUGUAAGAAAUUGUUAAAGUGUUUGUAAUAAUAAAAGAAAAUAGAAAAAAAAAGA
This is a messenger RNA of Frankliniella occidentalis (western flower thrips), 5029 nucleotides long. Its product is annotated as serine/arginine repetitive matrix protein 1. Lineage: Eukaryota; Metazoa; Arthropoda; Insecta; Thysanoptera; Thripidae. The coding region runs from base 309 to 3635 and encodes 1108 amino acids. The transcript is spliced from 6 exons. The record is from RefSeq and is a predicted model, not a curated record.